Messenger RNA from Symbiodinium pilosum, 534 nucleotides. The record is from the annotation of a GenBank genome assembly. NCBI's taxonomy places the organism in Eukaryota, Dinophyceae, Suessiales, Symbiodiniaceae.
AUGCUGCGCCGAAUCACGGACACAGAGCGAGGCCUCAAGAGCCUGACGCAGAAACAAGAGUCCUUUGAGAAGGACUUUGAGCAGAACCGGAUGGAAUGGCACCAGUAUGUGAAGGAUCAGGAUGUGGAGGUCGCGGAGAUGAAAGCCAACUUCAAAAAACAGUGUAACUUCCUUGUCGCUCACAAUGCGGACAUUAUGCGGGACAUCCGCCGAGAUUACCAUCUCGAGAUUGCCAGUGUGCAAGAGAUGCGCAAGGACAUUGCUGACACCAUGAAGAGGGUUGCACAGACGUGUGAUGACACCGAGGAGAAGUUGGACAAAGAGAGGUUUCGGAUUGACCGCAUCCAGAAAGAGGUGAAGCAGGAGAUCCGAGAAAUCGCCAAGACUCAGCUAGCAGACCGGGGCAAGCAUGACCAGAACAUGCAGCAGGUCCGAACGGAUUUGGACGAGGAGCGGGAGAAAAAUGCACCAGUACGUGCUCAAAUGGACUCCGUGAGCAAGCUAACAGGGCUAUUGCUCGAAGGUUGUCGUGUG